Molecule: messenger RNA, 1559 nt
Organism: Bradysia coprophila
Lineage: Eukaryota; Metazoa; Arthropoda; Insecta; Diptera; Sciaridae
Product: vitellogenic carboxypeptidase-like
Biological process (GO): proteolysis
Molecular function (GO): serine-type carboxypeptidase activity
Source: RefSeq, a predicted model, not a curated record
UCAUUUGAAUUUCUUGUUCUUUAAAGAACAAUCGCUUACUGGACAGAUUGAGUUGCCAUUUACUGAAAGUGUUUGAACUUGACAAUGAAUAAAUUCAAAGUUCUAAUAGUUCUGUUCGUGGCAAUAGUUGCUGCUAAAUGUUCGUCGGAAAGUGAUUCUUCGUCAUCAGAAGACAAUGUCUUCGGGAAUGAAAAUGUAAACUCAAGAACUCCAUUGUUCUUAUCCCGAUACAUUCAGAGAGGAAAAAUUGCUGAAGGACGGUUUUUAGCAGAAGUUAGACAACCGGAACUGUUGAAGAAGAAAAUUAAAAGCUAUUCCGGCUAUUUUACUGUUGACGAACGGUUUGAUUCCAAUAUGUUCUUCUGGUUCUUCCCUGCGAAAAACAACCAAAAGAACGCUCCACUAAUUUUAUGGUUGCAAGGAGGUCCUGGUGCUUCGUCGUUAUACGGACUGUUCAUGGAAAACGGACCAAUCUAUGUCAAUAAGGACAACACUCUCUCUGAACGAGAGUACCCAUGGAAUGAAAAUCUUAAUUUACUGUACAUCGACAAUCCAGUGGGCGCUGGCUUCAGCUUCACAAACAGUUCGGAUGGAUAUUUAACGAAUCAAGUGGAUGUUGGAAAAAAUUUGUUCUCCACCGUCAGUCAAUUUCUCCAAUUGUUCCCGGAGCUAAGAAAGAACGAGUUUUACAUCUCCGGAGAGUCCUACGCCGGAAAGUACGUACCAUCUUUAGCUUAUACGAUUUAUUUGAACAGAAAUAGCCAAAAUCCCAACGAUCGCAUCAAUCUGAAAGGCUUCGCGAUAGGCAACGGGGUCACGGAUCCCAUUAAUCAAAUUGCUUUCGGUGAAUUAUUCCACAAUUUGGGCUUCAUUGACGCAAAUGCACUGCAAAUAUUCAAUCAAUAUGAAAGUAAUGCGUUCGCACUCAUCGAACAAGAACAAUAUGCAGCUGCUCUUUACUACACAUUUUCUCUGAUUAACACGCGAACUUGUUUGUUCAACAACUUGACUGGAUUCACAUCGCCCUACAACUUUUUGAUACCUGAUGGUUACGAUGAGACAAUUCAUAUAGUAAGCAACUAUUUGGUCAACUCAUCUAUCUCAAAGUAUCUGAAUGUCGGUGACAGAACUUUCGUGGCUUUUGACGAGAACAACCCCGUGUUGGGUAAUUUGGCGAACGAUAUUUUGGCUUCGGUAGCACCAUGGUUAGAAGUUCUCAUUGACAAUUACAAAGUGCACAUCUACAGUGGAAUGUUAGACUUACUCUGUGGUCCUAAGGGAAUCGAAAGUUAUUUGCUAAAACUGCUUUUCAAUGGGUCUGAUGAGUUUAGGACGGUUCCAACUACGCAAUGGCUGGUGGACGGUGAAAUUGCCGGAUACAGAAGGGAAGUGGGAAAUUUCACUUACAGCGUUGUACGUCUAGCAGGACACAUGGUUCCACAUGACCAACCUAAAUGGGCUUUUGACCUAAUAUCAAAAUUAACCGGCACAGGUAAAAAAUUGUAAUGUUUCAGGCUGAUUUGACAAUAAAGAGAUGUUUAAAUGACAGCAAAAAUAAA